GAUUGGUUGGUCUGGAUACAAGUGAGCUGGCCUGUGAUUGGUCGGUCUGGCUUGGCACCUGCACGGUAUGUUUGUCUGUUGUCCUGACAACCAACCACUCAGCUGGAGCGACCGCCAGAGGAGGAGCUAUUCUGUGAUUUCUGAGCCGUACAAGUGCAUUAUUGUAUUAUUUGUUGUGUCUUAGUGUCUGUGUGUGUUGUUUGUUGUUGUGUGUCUGUGUGUCUGUGCUUUUAUUUCAGGUAACACCUCACUUUCCGGUUAUACCAUCCUUUCCGGAUCAUCCAGUGGUGACCUCUGCUUUCUGUGUCCAACCCUGAAGGUUCCUAUUGAUGACAACAAGAAACAGAAAUCAAGAAAAACACUGAUGGAGCGCCACACUUUUGAAAGGACACCCCACUAUGACUACACGGAUGACGAGAUCUAUGAGAUGACAGAGGCCAUAGACAUUAUUCUGGCAUUCCAGGAAGAAAACAGAGAACAGGGACUAAGGAUCACCCAAUACUAUGAUCAACUCAACAUGGAGGAUUGCGAGGACGAUGACGGGCCCAUCUACAUGAAAAUUGAUGAUGGCAUAUAUUUAGAAAGCGAUGAGGAAGAAGAGGAGAAGAAGGAGAAGGAAAACAAAGAGGAGGAAGAGGAAAAAGAGGAGGAUGAAGGGGAGAAAAAAGAAGAGGAAGAGAAGGAGAAAAAGAAGAAAUAUGAAGAGGAGAAGGAGGACGAAGAUGAGAAGCAGGAUGAAGGGGACAGUGAAGAAAAAAAAGAAGAGAAGGAGGAAGAGAAGGAAAGAAAGGAGAAAGAACAAGUGGAGAAGAAUGAAGGGCAGAAAGAAGCAGAGGAAGAGGUAAAGAAGGAGAAAGAUGAAAAGGUAAUAGAAGAAGAAGAAGAGGUAACUUGCUGCACGUGGUUUUGUACACCAACUAGAGCCUUCAUCAGCAGCGUAACAAACUUUUUCUUUACCUUUACAACCAAAUGUGGAGGACUCCCUUAACAUCAAGUGGAGUCUGGAGGAGGCGCUGUUAAAGAGGUUAUCAAUAGGUAUUACCUUUCUUCCC
Hyla sarda is the source of this 1052-nucleotide messenger RNA. RefSeq names its product cilia- and flagella-associated protein 251-like. Bases 365 to 988 code for a protein of 207 amino acids. The record is from RefSeq and is a predicted model, not a curated record. The transcript has 8 exons. NCBI's taxonomy places the organism in Eukaryota, Metazoa, Chordata, Amphibia, Anura, Hylidae.